This is a messenger RNA of Nasonia vitripennis (jewel wasp), 2409 nucleotides long. RefSeq names its product SWI/SNF-related matrix-associated actin-dependent regulator of chromatin subfamily A-like protein 1 (gene Marcal1). NCBI's taxonomy places the organism in Eukaryota, Metazoa, Arthropoda, Insecta, Hymenoptera, Pteromalidae. The record is from RefSeq and is a predicted model, not a curated record. Gene Ontology annotation, biological process: DNA repair; replication fork processing. The coding region runs from base 213 to 2342 and encodes 709 amino acids. The transcript has 12 exons. Gene Ontology annotation, molecular function: ATP-dependent chromatin remodeler activity; ATP binding. Gene Ontology annotation, cellular component: nuclear replication fork.
GGCUUAUUCAAACUGGCAAAAGAGACAUGCAGCCUACUGGUUCUAUAGGUUAAAAGUGAUUGUUUUUGUUUUGAUGUCAUAAAAAUUCUAAGAGAAAAAUGUAACUUAGAUUAAGUUUAUCACGACAUUUACGACGUAGUACUGCAAUCAUGGUUGAACGCUGAAUGUAACUCAUAUUUUCAGACAAGGUCAGAAUACGAAAGUUUACAAACAUGUAUUCCAAAGAAGAAAUCGAGAGAAAACGUCAACAAGCUUUAGAGCGUAAAAAACAAAAUGCACCAGUGCCUAAUAAUUCUCCAAGUACAGGAUCUACAAAUGGCUUCAUGAGUAAUUUUACAAAUAAAAAUAGCAUAUCCUACACGAGCACUGCUGCAAAUCAGAAUGUUGCUCCAAACUUGAGUAAUAAAAAGCCUUACGGGUAUUCUCAAAAUAAAUCACAAAGUACAAUAAAACAGCAGUCUUCAGCAAAUCGUUACAAUCCAAUCUCCAGUACAACAACUAGAUUUUAUGGAAAUGUAGAGCGUUGUGAACUUACAUGUUCUAUGAUAAGUAGUAAUCGUUUUGUUGUUGAAAUGUCAAAGUAUAAUGAAGCAUUAGUGAACAAUCUAUUUAAAACAAUUCCCAGCAGACUUUAUGAUAUUAAAACAAAAUUAUGGAGUUUCAAUAUCAAUGAAUAUGAUAUGUUUCAUGAAAAAUUGAUUGGUCUUAAAUGUGCUGAAAUUACAUUUAAAGGAUUGCCAAGUUUUUUACUAACUACUUUCAAAAAUUUGUUGAAACAAGAAAACCAACCAAAGCCAGUUAUCGAUACAUCGAUAAUUGAUGACACAUUGAUGAAUUCACUGUAUCCAUUUCAAAAAGAAGGAAUAGAAUAUGGAAUAUCAAAGAAUGGAAAAUGUCUUAUAGCAGAUGAUAUGGGCCUUGGUAAAACCAGACAAGCGUUAGGUAUAGCACACUAUUAUAGAAGUGAUUGGCCUCUUUUAAUAGUAACUCCAUCUUCUGUUAGAUAUCAGUGGUCAGAAGCUGUGAUCGAAAAUUUAGAUUCUGUACCAUUACAUGCCAUACAGCAUCUUUCAAGUACUAAAGAUUACAUAGAAAGUAGUCAAAUUACAAUUCUAUCUUAUGAUUUACUUACAAGAAGAAUAGACGAAAUAGCAGCACGAAAAUAUGGUGUAAUACUCUGUGAUGAAUCACAUUACUUAAAAAGUGGAAAAACACAAAGGACCAAGGCAGUUCAACGACUAGCAACACAUGCUAAGCGUAUAAUUCUGUUAACUGGUACACCAGCCUUAUCACGUCCUAUAGAGUUGUUUCCACAAAUCAAGUUAUUAAUGCCAAAUUUCAUGAGUUAUCAAGAUUUUGGUAUGAGGUAUUGCUCUGGUGUGCAAACGAAUUAUGGUUGGGAUUUCAAUGGUUCAAGUAAUUUAAAAGAAUUAGAAAUCUUACUCAAAGCAUGUUGCUUGAUCAGAAGACUGAAAAGUGAUGUGAUGACUCAGUUACCAUCAAAGAUAAGGCAAAAAAUUAUUCUUGAUCCACAUAUGAUAAAGGCUGCAACCAAAGAGAUGGAAGCUGCUUCUAAGGAGAUGCAAAAGAAAAGUUUAACCGGUGCACAAAAACAUGGUGCACUUUUACAGUAUUAUAGUGAAUCGAGUAAAGCUAAAGAGAAAGCAGUUUGUAAUUACGUCACUGAUUUGAUUGAAAAUCAACAAAAAUUCUUAAUUUUUGCUCACCAUAAAAAUAUGAUGGAUGCUAUUUCUAAUCUCUUAACAUCGAAGAAAGUUUUGUUUAUCAGGAUUGAUGGAAAAACUCAUCCAGAGCAAAGGAAACAGUUUGUAGAUACAUUUCAACAAAAUGAAAACGUAUUGGUAGCAGUUCUAUCAAUAACAGCUGCUAAUGCAGGCAUAACGUUAACAGCAGCACAACUUGUUGUGUUUGCUGAAUUAUCAUGGAACCCGGGUAUUUUAUGUCAAGCAGAGGACAGAGUACACAGGAUUGGUCAGACGGAUAAUGUAGUGAUUCGGUAUUUGCUGGCAAAAGAUACGGCCGACGAUUACUUGUGGCCAAAAAUACAGAAGAAAAUCGAUGUGUUAAACGAAGUUGGGCUGGAUCAAAACUUUGAUUUGGACAAAGCAGACGUAACAAACCAAUUGCCAGAUAUGACAAAUCAAAAGAGCCUCGACGAUUUUGUGGAAUGUUCUGGUUCGAACACGGAAUCAUCAUUGAACACAUCACAAGUAGACGCAUCAGGAAAUGCUGAGUUACAGACAAGCUCAGAGAGCUUGAGAGAUUUACUCGACCUGGAUGACGAUGCCUUCAACGACAUCGAUUUAGAUAAUCUAGCAUAAGCCUCUUUCAAUGCGUAUUUUUGUUGACCUAAUUUAUAUUUAUAUUAAAUUUACAAAGUUUUUUUUA